AUGUCUUUCGGAACCAUCUACAGUUACCCCCACAACCCACGGGUCGCAAAGAUCCACGCCGUAGCAAACCUCAACGGCCUCAAGGUCGAAGACGCCCCCUUCGAAUUCGGCAAGACAAACAAAACCCCAGACUUCCUCGCCAAGUUCCCCCUCGGCAAGGCCCCCGCCUUCAGCAGCGCCGACGGCGUCAACCUGUUCGAGUCGAACGCGAUCGCACACUAUGUCGCCGACAGCGGACCCCUGAAGGACCAGCUCCUCGGCUCAAACGCCGCCGAGCGCGCGGCUAUCCAGCAGUGGGUGACCGCGGCCGAGACGGAGGUGAUGCCGCCCGUUGUGACAGCCUUUCUUCCGCGGUUUGGUCUUGUGCCCUUUGACCAGGGCGCUGAUGACAACGCUGUGUCGAAGAUUGAGCGGGCGGUUGAGAGCCUGGAGAGGCACAUCUCGUCUGGGAAGACGUGGUUAGCUGGGGAGAAGAUCAGUCUUGCGGAUAUCUCGGUUGCCGCGGCUCUGGUUUGGGGAUUCACCUUUGCGAUUGAUGCGGAGAUGAGGGCCAAGUAUCCUGGUGUUGUUGCUUGGUAUGGCCGUGUUGUGGGCACGCAGGGCGUCAAGGAGGCGUUUGGGGAGACUACGUUUGUUGAGAAGAGGACUGUGCCGAAAUAG
Messenger RNA from Aspergillus puulaauensis, 660 nucleotides. RefSeq names its product glutathione S-transferase family protein. Bases 1 to 660 code for a protein of 219 amino acids. Gene Ontology annotation, biological process: translational elongation. NCBI's taxonomy places the organism in Eukaryota, Fungi, Ascomycota, Eurotiomycetes, Eurotiales, Aspergillaceae. Gene Ontology annotation, cellular component: cytoplasm; nucleus. The transcript is spliced from 2 exons. The record is from RefSeq and is a predicted model, not a curated record.